This is a messenger RNA of Phytophthora nicotianae INRA-310, 1545 nucleotides long. RefSeq lists its product as hypothetical. Bases 1 to 1545 code for a protein of 514 amino acids. NCBI's taxonomy places the organism in Eukaryota, Oomycota, Peronosporomycetes, Peronosporales, Peronosporaceae. Gene Ontology annotation, biological process: DNA-templated DNA replication; regulation of DNA repair. Gene Ontology annotation, cellular component: nucleus. The record is from RefSeq and is a predicted model, not a curated record. The transcript is spliced from 3 exons. Gene Ontology annotation, molecular function: DNA binding; single-stranded DNA helicase activity; ATP binding.
AUGGCCACCACGGAGUGUCCGAUCUGUUCGCGGCAUGUUCGCGCUGAGAACCUCAUGCUGCACGUAGACGCAUGUUUGGCCAAGCAGGACCAGCCUAAGACGCAAUUCCGCUCACCAUCGCCAUCCGCCAAGACCAAGUCUCCAACGACCAGCAGAACGCCCAAUCGAAGUCCACCACCUCAGAAUUCUCCGUCGUCUUCUGCUUUAAAGAAGCGCAAACGCUCGACAACCGAUGAUGUGUCUGCUGUACCAUUGGCAGAGCGGAUGCGACCCAAAGAUCUAGAUGAUCUGGUGGGUCAGGAGGAGCUUCUAGGCCCAGGAAGCCUGUUGUCUGCGCUAAUUGAAGCUGAUCGAGUGCCUAAUAUGAUUUUAUGGGGACCCCCAGGAUGCGGUAAAACGACGUUGGCACAUGUGAUAUCCAAGAAUACUGACUGCAAGUUCAUUAGCUUGUCGGGUGCGACGUCCAAGGCUGGCGAUAUGAAGGACGCCGUGGACCGAGCUAGAGGCGAACGCAAGAUGUUCCGUCGACGAACCAUCGUCUUCGUUGAUGAGAUCCAUCGCUUUAACAAAAGUCAGCAGGAUUUCUUCCUGCCACCGGUAGAAGACGGCACCAUUACGUUGAUUGGCGCUACAACGGAGAACCCGUCGUUCGAAGUGAACAACGCACUACUGAGUCGUUGCCGGAGUCUAUCGAGAAAAUUAUACGACGUGCGCUACGGGAUCACGCAGCUGGGGGUGCGGUCGCUUAAGCAAUCGGAAACUCAGUCAAAUGGCGGCAGUCUUGACCAGGACGACAAUGCAAAUGAAGUGUCCAUCAAAGCUGAGGACGAGGCUGUUAAGUACUUGGCCACACAGUGUGCUGGUGAUGCCCGAGCUGCGUUGAACUGCUUGGAAAUGGCACUUCAAACCGCCCCCAUGGAUGCUGAGAAGCAAGUGCUUCGGGUAUCUGCCACCCACGUCAAGCACUGUUUUGCUCAUCGGCAAACACUGUUCUACGAUCGAAACGCCGAUAUGCACUACGACGUCAUUAGUGCACUACACAAGUCGAUUCGAGGCAGCGACGAAAACGCGACACUUUACUGGUUGGCCCGCAUGCUUGAAGGCGGUGAAAAUCCGCUGUACGUGGCUCGGCGGCUCAUUCGAGUUGCAAGCGAAGACGUCGGGCUAGCAGCUCCUGAACUGCUUCCCAUGGCAGUAUCAGCGUAUCAAGCCGCUCACUUUGUUGGGAUGCCGGAGUGUGACGUCGUGCUUGCACAUGUUGCGACGAUGCUGGCGCGUGCGCCAAAGUCCAUUGAGGUUUACGCUGCGUACAAACGUGCGAAACAAUCGAUCCAUGAGUGGAAUAAAGGCGCAUUGCCGGACGUUCCGCUUCAUAUCCGUAAUGCCCCCACAAAGCUGAUGAAAGAGCUGGGGUAUGCCAAAGGAUACAAAUACAACCCGCACUAUACUGCAGAAGAACUCAAAGAUCAAACAUAUUUACCGGAUGAACUGCUCGGCACCAACUUUUUUGAGGAAGCGAAGACGAACCGGGAUGCAGAGUGUUAG